CCCAGCGCGCGCGGCCCCGGAACCCCGCCGGCCCGGGGGACGGGGGGGCUGCGCACCUCGCCCCCCGCCGUGGCCCCGGGGCCCCCACCUGGCCCCCCAGGAUGAUGAAGAGGCAACUGCACCGCAUGCGGCAGCUGGCCCACACCGGCAGCCUGGGACGCACCACGGAGACCGCGGAGUUCCUGGGAGAGGACCUGCUGCAGGUGGAGCAGCGACUCGAGCCGGCCAAGCGAGCAGCCCACAACGUGCACAAGCGGCUGCAGGCGUGCUUGCAGGGCCAGAGCGGGGCUGACAUGGACAAGCGGGUGAAGAAGCUUCCGCUCAUGGCCUUGUCCACCACCAUGGCUGAGAGCUUCAAGGAGCUGGACCCCGAUUCCAGCAUGGGGAAGGCCUUGGAGAUGAGCUGCGCCAUCCAGAACCAGCUGGCCCGCAUCCUGGCCGAGUUUGAGAUGAGCCUGGAGAAAGACGUCCUGCAGCCCCUCAGCAGGCUGAGUGAGGAGGAGCUGCCGGCCAUCCUGAAGCACAAGAAGAGCCUGCAGAAGCUGGUGUCUGACUGGAGUGCCCUCAAGAGCAGGCUCAGCCAGGCAGCCAAGAACUCGGGUAGCAGCCAAGGCCUGGGCGUUGGCCCGGGCAGUUAUAGCCACACCACCACUGCCAACAAGGUGGAGACUCUGAAGGAGGAGGAGGAGGAGCUGAAGAGGAAGGUGGAGCAGUGCAAGGACGAGUACUUGGCUGACCUGUAUCACUUUGCCACCAAGGAGGACUCGUACGCCAACUACUUCAUUCACCUCCUGGAGAUCCAGGCUGACUACCACCGCAGAUCACUGAGCUCGCUGGACACGGCCCUGGCGGAGCUGAGGGACAACCACAGCCAAGCAGACCCCUCCCCCUCGGUGACGGCCACCCCCUUCUCCAGGGUGUACGGGGUGGCGCUCGGCACCCACCUGCGAGAGCUGGGCCGGGACAUCGCCCUUCCCAUCGAGGCCUGCGUGCUGAUGCUGCUCUCCGAGGGCAUGCGGGAGGAGGGUCUUUUCCGCUUGGCCGCCGGGGCCUCGGUGCUCAAGCGCCUCAAGCAGACGAUGGCCUCCGACCCCCAAAGCCUGGAGGAGUUCUGCUCUGACCCCCAUGCGGUGGCAGGUGCCCUCAAGUCCUAUCUCCGGGAGCUGCCUGAGCCCCUGAUGACCUUUGACCUCUAUGACGAUUGGCUGGACGCAGCCAGCCUGAAGGAGCCUGGGGCCCGGCUGGAGGCUCUUCGCCAGGUGUGCGGCCGCCUGCCCCCCGAGAACCUCCACAACCUCAGGUACCUGAUGAAGUUCCUGGCCAGGCUGGCUGAGGAGCAGGAGGUGAACAAGAUGACCCCCAGCAACAUUGCCAUCGUCCUGGGGCCCAACCUGCUGUGGCCACCUGAGAAAGAAGGGGACCAGGCCCAGCUGGAUGCUGCCUCGGUGUCCUCCAUCCAGGUGGUGGGUGUGGUCGAGGCGCUGAUACAGACCGCGGACACCCUCUUCCCUGGAGACAUCAACUUCGACGUGUCGGGCCUCUUCUCGGCCCUCGCCCCCCAGGACAGGGUCAGCGACCAGCUGGACUCUGGGGAGCUGCCCGCCGUGGCCGGGCCAGCCGCCACCCUGGCCCCGGCCCCCCCAGCGUGUGGAAAGGAGAGCAGGCCGGAGCCCGAAGCACCCCCCAGGCCAGCCUCACCCAAGGGCGGCAGGGGCCCCCUGGAGACGAGCCCCCCCGCAGAAGACCCGGUGCGGCGGACCAAGCGCCCCGCGCCCGCCAGGCCCACCGUGCCGCCGCCCCAGCUCUCCAGCAGCACCCGCUCCUCCCCGCCAGCCCCGCCGCCCCUGUCCCCCGGCAGCCCCGGGACCCCACGAGCUUUGCCCCGCCGUCUGGUGGGCACCAGUCUCCGGGCCCCCACAGUGCCCCCUCCUCUGCCUCCAGCUCCUCCACAGCCGGCCCGGCGCCAGAGCCGCAAGUCCCCGGCCUCCCCGGGCCCGGCCUCCCCCGGCCCAGGAUCCUUGAAUACCCCCGCGCCGAGGGACCCGGGAGGGGCCCCUGAGGCUGCAAGCGGGGACCCCGCUCGCCCCGCCCCGCCCCCUCAGCCCCGCCCUAGGGUCCUGGCCUCGGAGACUGACUGAGCCCUCCGCGCCCCGCCCCUCCCCACUAUGUACCCCCCCCUGCGUCCUCUCAGGACCGUCCCGGCCUGGGGUGGAGCCCCCAGCCUUGCCUGCAAGUGCCUCGGUACCCAUUGGGACAGCUGCUGUGGCUAGGAAGGCUCAGGACGGCACCCCCACCCCACCCCCAUUUCCUGAUCUUUUUCCUUUUCCAUCUGGGGCUGGGAUCCCCACCUCUGAUUCCCCACGCUGGCAGUGUCCCCCAGGAAGCCACCAGAAGAACCGGACAAGCUUGCCCGCGUCUACAGGACUUUUAUUUUUCUCUUGCCGACGUAUUUUUGUAAGGCUGGUAAAUAAAUUAUUUUGGA
This is a messenger RNA of Perognathus longimembris pacificus (Pacific pocket mouse), 2482 nucleotides long. It is a transcript of the gene Sh3bp1, whose product is annotated as SH3 domain binding protein 1. The coding region runs from base 102 to 2138 and encodes 678 amino acids. Gene Ontology annotation, molecular function: GTPase activator activity; protein binding. NCBI's taxonomy places the organism in Eukaryota, Metazoa, Chordata, Mammalia, Rodentia, Heteromyidae. Gene Ontology annotation, biological process: regulation of Rac protein signal transduction; regulation of actin cytoskeleton organization; signal transduction. The record is from RefSeq and is a predicted model, not a curated record. The transcript has 18 exons. Gene Ontology annotation, cellular component: cytosol; cytoplasm; intracellular anatomical structure.